Molecule: messenger RNA, 1064 nt
Organism: Desarmillaria tabescens
Lineage: Eukaryota; Fungi; Basidiomycota; Agaricomycetes; Agaricales; Physalacriaceae
Exons: 5
Coding region: 92-886 (264 amino acids)
Source: RefSeq, a predicted model, not a curated record
UGUUCUUUUGUUGCCACUCAGGCGACGGUAUAAAUAUGCUCGAUUCAGAUUUUGUCGCUCAUCGUUCCUCCUAACCUUACUGCUCCCCGCCAUGGCCGUUCAUGACAUGAGGUAUCAGCUGGCUCCGCCUUCUUAUCACUAUUUCACCUUUUCCAUCGACGUAGCAGCAACUCUAGAGUUGUACUGCGACGGAGGCGACGAAGCUAUGUCGCAAAAGUUGGAAGGUCUGCAGGAUCGCCAAUAUGCCGGUCAAUGCUUGGAAGUUGAACGGUCAACUGGCGAAAAGACUCCGAAAUACAGAGUUAUCAGCAUUCGGCCAGUACAACAAGGCCUCACGAAGCCUCAUCCUCGGAACCCCGACCAUGCGCGGCCUACUAUGUGUGUUCCUAUCUUGCCAACAACGGCCCAUCCUAGGUCAAGGGAAGCUCUUAAGGUGUCGAAGCCACUGCCAUGGGACGAUUGCUACCACCCUACCUGCUACAAUCUUUGGGCGCGUGUGCUAUCCGAAUGGCGAGACUAUCAUGACUCGCCACGUGCGAAAUUUUCCGUUUCGCUUUUCAAAGCCCUUGAAGAGGAUGAGCUUCACCGCGACUUACUCCGAGCUGGACUAGACGAUGCAAAAAUCCAGCGAAUUCUUGAUGGUCAAGAAGACGCCCCGGACACAGACGACGUUUCAGAGACUGAUAGCCAUACCUUGCAAACGUUCCUGGCCAAGAUACCAGGUUCUGAUGAUCCUGAAGAAGAUGAAAUAUUUGUGCCCGUUAUGCCUAUGCGGAGACGUGGAUCUUUUCCGGGAGAUUGUACAGGAGUAUCAACUCGCACGCUACGGAUCUGUCCUUUUCGAUCCGCCGCAGGGUCCGGAGGUCGACGACACGUCUAUUCCUGACAACGCUUCGUGGAAUUAUAGUAUCACGUCAGGGAUAUCUUGCUCAGGUUUGACGGAAGAACUCAGCUCUGGUUCACCGGACACACAUGAACUGAACUCGACGCCCGAGGAGUCUCCUCCGGUACCGGAGCCUGUGAGCCAGAAAGGAAAAUGGAGAGUCAAGUCGCUCUUCCGGCGA